AUGGUUCUAAAAUGGGGGAUAUGCAGUAUUGGAAAAAUCUGCAGCGAUUUUUGUUCAGCAUUAAAAACCCUACCAUCAGAGGGCCAUCAGAAGUUCGCGACUACAUUUUACAUUCCAAAAACCUACAGUUCAUAUGAACAGUUUGCAGCAGAUCCGGAAAUUGAAAUAGUAUACAUCGGAAGUGCACACACUGAACACGUCAGGUUGAGUAUUCAAAUACUGAAGGCAGGAAAGCAUGUUCUCUGUGAGAAACCAUUAGCAGAUACACUUGAAGAUGUCAAACUGGUUUAUAAUCUAGCGGUAUGGAGUCGCUGUUUCCCACUGUAUCACAGAAUCAAAGAAGAAAUUACUUCCAAGAGCAUAGGAGAAGCUCAGAUGGUGUCGGCAAGAUUCUUCAAAAAAUUUAACUAUUGUGAACGGAUUAAAACACAAAUCAGAGGAGGAUUUUUACUGGAUUCCGGUAUUUACACUGUACAGUUGGCAUGUUUGGUGUAUGACGAAGAUCCUGUAUCCAUUAAAGCAGUAGGCGAGGUAGCUGAAAGUGGUUAG
Messenger RNA from Mytilus californianus (California mussel), 549 nucleotides. RefSeq names its product trans-1,2-dihydrobenzene-1,2-diol dehydrogenase-like. The record is from RefSeq and is a predicted model, not a curated record. NCBI's taxonomy places the organism in Eukaryota, Metazoa, Mollusca, Bivalvia, Mytilida, Mytilidae. The transcript has 4 exons. The coding region runs from base 1 to 549 and encodes 182 amino acids. Gene Ontology annotation, molecular function: nucleotide binding.